Messenger RNA from Mytilus californianus (California mussel), 4583 nucleotides. Its product is annotated as serine/threonine-protein kinase Nek4-like. The transcript has 20 exons. Gene Ontology annotation, biological process: protein phosphorylation. The coding region runs from base 375 to 2789 and encodes 804 amino acids. Gene Ontology annotation, molecular function: ATP binding; protein kinase activity. NCBI's taxonomy places the organism in Eukaryota, Metazoa, Mollusca, Bivalvia, Mytilida, Mytilidae. The record is from RefSeq and is a predicted model, not a curated record.
GCUUUGCAUAAACUUCCUGAAUCCAUAGUCGCAAAAGCUUUGUUAGAAACGUGGAAAUUGUUGAAAAGACACUGAGUUUAAUAGAUUUUGUAUUAAUAUUCUAUAUAUUUCAUAUCAAACUACAAGACAACUCCGUCAAGCAAUUCACCAUCUAAGCCAUAUUCGAAAAAAACAUGAAAGACACUUGCUACAUGACUUUAAACAGAACAAAAAGUCAACACGAACAAUGACAUAAAACGAUGAACUUAUUGGCGAAUAAAUGAAUUAGAUAUAAUAUGAAGUUUGGAUAUAAAACAUGAAUACUAAUCUUACAUUUAAAACAUAGACUUCAAAAGUUCAUUCAAACGUAGAUUUAAAGGCACCAGAAUAAUAAAAUGUCGCGAUCAAGCAAUCCAAUGGACAAUUUUGAGUACUUGCGAGCAAUUGGAAAAGGAAGUUAUGGUGAAGUUUCUUUGUACAGACACAAAAGAGAUAGAAAACAGUAUGUAUUAAAGAGAAUAAAUCUUGCAAAGGCUUCAAAGAAAGAAAGAUCAUCUGCUGAACAAGAGGCAAAACUGCUGUCAAAACUGAAACAUCCAAACAUUGUUGCUUACAAGGACUCUUUUGAAAGGGAUGGUCAGCUUCAUAUUGCAAUGCAGUUUUGUGAAGGAGGUGAUGUAUACACAAAACUAAAGGAACAAAAACAGACAUUGUUAGAAGAAAGACAAGUAGUGGAAUGGUUUGUUCAGAUCGCUAUGGCUUUACAGUAUAUGCAUGAAAGAAAUAUACUACAUCGAGAUUUGAAAACCCAGAAUAUAUUUUUAACAAAAAGUAAAAUCAUCAAAGUUGGAGAUUUAGGCAUCGCAAGAGUUUUAGACAGUUCAACAGACAUGGCUACUACACUUAUAGGAACACCAUAUUACAUGAGUCCUGAACUGUUUAGUAAUAAACCAUACAACCACAAGUCUGAUGUAUGGGCAUUAGGAUGCUGUGUGUAUGAGAUGGCAACAUUAAAACACGCAUUUAAUGGAAGAGACAUGCAAGCUUUAGUAUAUAAAAUUCUCAAAGGAAGAAUGCCUCCAUUACCAAAGAAAUACAGUCCUGAGCUACAGCAAAUCAUCCGUAACAUGUUACAUCAGGAACCAGAACGAAGACCUACUGUUAGUAGAAUUCUCAGAGAUCCAUACAUUAAACGAAACAUUGCAGUAUUUUUAGAAGAAACCAAGAAAGGACGACCCAGCACAGCAGGCCAAAGAAGACCAGUUACAGCCCCAGAGCCUAGGCCUAGACCAGACAAUUCAGCAGCCAUACAAGUUGGUAAAUCAGUGCAAGUCAGUAGACAUAUUGUACAUGUGCCUGGUGAAGACAAUUUAGACAGUGGACCUAGUGCUAAUAAAAAUAUCAUUGUAGUUGAAAAAGACACUGAUCCACAAGUUCAGCCCGUGCCUGCUCCUUUAAGGAAACAUGCUCGAAAGCCAUCCAAUGGUGCCAAUAAAGAUUUACCUCCCAUUGCAGAAGUGGCAAAGCCAGUUGAGGCGAAAAAGAAAUUGGAUUCAUCCUCAGAAUCAAGUGACAACGAUACAUUAGUAGAAGUUCAUCAUACUGUUAAAGAAGUAAAUGAUGUACAGAAACCUGUUUCUCCAAAAAAGAAAAAGGAAAGUGCACUGAAGAAAAGAGCUAGGGAAGCUGAGACAGAAUCUAGCCUGGAUACAGACAGAAGUGACAUCAGCGUGAAGAGUAACGCCAGUGCUAAAAGUGAUAUUAGUGUUAAAAGUGAUGUUAGUUCUAGAGGUGAUGCUAGUUCUUCUAAAUCAUCACAUAAAAAGAAUAUAUUUAAGAAUCAUUUUGAUGAGGAUGAUAGACCAAAGAAAGUUGACAAUCCCCGUCCUCUUCCACCUCCUCCUAAACUAGACCAUAGUUCUGGUGAACCACAGAAGAGACCAAGUUUCUCUGAGGAAAAGCAUUCUAAUGGAGCUAAAUCUUCUAGUACCGGUACCUCAAGCUCUAAGGAAGAAGAUUUAGAUAUAAAUACACCAAGGAGUUGCAAUUUAUCAGCCAGAGAGAGAAGAAGAGAAAAAGAAAAAGCAGCCCAAUCUCUAGAAAGACCGGUUUCUGCCAGAUCCGUUGUCCUCAAACCAGUUCGACAACAUGAAUCCAACAGAGAAACAAAGGCAGAAAAGAAUCAGCGUGAAUCAGCGCAUCCACGAGUCCAGGUUGCCGGACGACACAAGCGUAUUCCAUCAAUGAAGGAUGAUAGCUCUAGUUCUGAAGAAGAAACAAUGAAGGAAAGUAAUGAAUUCAAGAGAGAAAAUAAGAGGGUUGAUUUAUCUGAUGAUGAGGAUGAAGGCAGCUCUGAUCCUGACAGAGUUUGUAAUUUAUGCCACUCUGGAAGAAGAGAAAACAAAGAAAUGAACAAUUUCAUUACAUUAUUAGACACAACAUUACACAUGAAUAGAGAGGAUGAUAAAUCAGAUGAUGAAGAAGAUAAAAAGGAACCAGUACCUCCAGCACAUGAUAUACAUAGAUCUGCUUCCCUGCCAAGUGUAGAAACAUUGUGCAAUGCUGAUCGUUUAACUAGUAGAAUACAGUUACUUCACAAGGAUUGUGUAGAUGGAGUAGGAUUUGAUGUUCUACAUAAAUCAUUUACAAUUCUGUCUAAUAUAGAAGAGGAUGAGGUUGAGGCUGAUACUUAUGUGCCACAGUUAAUACAGCUGAUGGGAAAAGAAAAGUUUGACAUUUAUGCCGGGAAAAUUUGGCAGCUGAAGUUUUGUGAAGAAUGUUUUGAACAGCUUUCAUUCCUGCCAAGAUAAUAUUUAUUGAUGUUAUAAUUAUACUUUUUUUUUUUAUUUUCUGUCUCUUACAAUGAAUGUUCUAAAUCAAGGUUAUUGUUACACAUUGUCACAAUCAGACAUUAUUGAAUGACUUUUAAAUGGUUGUUGUGUAUACUGGCAUUCAGGUGAAAGUUUUAUGUAUUGAGAAUUCAUAUAAUGUUUUGAUAAGAAAAUGUCAGGUACUUUUGGUAUAGGUUGGUCUGACAGCAUGAUCUAUAGUAUAUAGGUUGGGUACAAUGUUUUAAUUGUAACCCUAUGUCACAUAGGGAUUCAAGAUUUUGUUGUAGAGGCAAUGUUAAAUUUUGAAAUAGAAUUUAUAAUGAAAGUAUUGUAUUUUUUUUAAUCCUUUCAGGGGAAAAUAAUGUUUUUUUCUAUAUCUGACAUCCAUAUCACUCAUUUCUCCCCAGAUUUACCAAAAGACUGAAGUAAUCAAUGUUUUAUCAGUUUAUAAUAUUCCCACAGGCAUGUCCAACCAUUUGUAGGUUUAUUCAUUAUUCUUUUUUUUUUUAUUUACAAUUCAUUUUGGCAAUAUUUUCAUCAAUACAAAAUGAAGAUCACUCUUAGAAUGUCAUUAUUUAUAGUAUGUUUUAAUUUUUUCACUCAACUGAAGUUAUUUCAGGAAUUUCCCAUAAAUGGUAUGUAUGUAAUGUCUGUACAAAUGAAACUACCAUAGCAAUAUUUUCAAGGGUAUUUUAAGUCAAAUUUGUAGGUUUACUGAAUGAGAAAUGGAAAGAAAAAGAAUUUUGUAAUGCUGAAAUAAAUUUGAAACAAUAUUGUUCAUUUUAAGUUUUCUCGUCAAGUAAGUUAUAUAUUUUUUUGAUGAUACAUUACUAUCUAACCAAAUUACUCUUUCUUUAUUCUUUUAAAUGCAAAGUAUUGGACAUUCUUCUAGAGAGUCAUGCAAAGAGUUUUCAAGUGCCAAGGAAUGGAAUUCCUUAUCCUAUCACCUGAGAAGUAUAAAUGAUAUAGCUCUUUUAAUUCCAAAGUGGUGAAAUGAUACCAAUUACUAUUAUUCAUAUCUUCACAAGACAUUAGUCCUCAGAUAUCAAUCAUGAUAUUUUCAAGUUUCUGCUAAAAAAAUUUGCUUUUGAUCCUGAACUUUGUGCAUUUAAAGAAGUACUGCCUUGUUUUACAUCUUUUCAGCAUGACACCUUUGCUUCAUUAUAUUACACCUGUAAACAUCUUCUUUUACUUGCUUUCGUUUAGAGUGUAAAUACAUGUUAUGCUUUUUGUGAUAUAGUAAUUUACAAUUUUGUGAACAAAGGACAAGGUUCACUUUAGGCCAAAUAUGGCCUUGAAUUUCAACUUAAUUAUAUAAUUUCAAAAUGGCCAUAACUUGGUUCUUAAAUGGAUCUAUUUUAAAAGCCUUACUCUUUUGUUAAAAUUAAUCUCUUUUUAAGAGUACAUUCUUGGCUUCAAAAUUAGCACAUUUUGGAUAUAUUGUCAAAAUAGGAUGAUUUUGUGCAUUUUUCGGACUUAAAAGCUUGAGGAAAUCCUUGGCCGCAACUUAGGAUCCAAAAUGUUCUGUAACCAAAAGUUGCCAAUGACGAUAUUGAAUCCCUAGACACAAAAACUUUCUGGGUCAUAGGUGGUGGCCAAAGUAAAUUAUGCUAAAUGCUGUUAAAAAUUAUUGAAAAAUUGACCAAAACUGACGUUACAACACAAAUAAUGCAUACUUAAGGAAUCAAUACUUCGUCAUUUUUAAUGUGAUGUGCUUAAAUGAAGUUAUUUUGUAUUAACAGUAAAAUCACAACUAUUUCUAAAUGAAGCUUG